GGAAGGAAAGGGAAGGAAAGGGAAGGGACGGUUUAUAUAGACGAAUGAUUAUUUUUACUGGUGUAGCGUUUGGGAGAUUUGGAUUUGUUGGAUGAAGUGAAUUCUUGGGAGGAGAGGGGUGGUUGUUAUCUGGUGUUAUCACUUAUCAGGCAGAUGUUGUUUCGCUCUCAGUCCGUCUGUCAUACAAAAUAUUCGUGGUACUCUGUUGGGUAGUACACAUUCACUCCCCCCUUACCUUGUUACUCGCCUCGGCAGUUCGCAAUUUCGAGAUUUCUUGUUUAUCUAUUUCAAGAGCUCGUUGCUUUCACUCUAUCGAAUCUCGUCACCACAAAACCCCCUCCUCUCGAGCCGGAGUGAAGACACCAUCCAUGGGCAGCACACGCCCAUCCCCAUCGGGCCAGAGAACGCACCUUCUCCAGUUCCCUGCGCUGCCCCGUACAAACAACGAAACCGUAUCCAAGAUACAGGGAUCGAAGCAGUGGGUCCCUCUUGUGGCAGGCGGAGCCGGAGGCGUAACAUCCGCCAUCCUCACCGCACCUCUAGACGUUCUCCGCACGCGGCUACAAUCCGAAUUCUACCGCCGCCCCGCAUUCUCCGGUGGCAGCGGCCUACCAGCGCGCUCUCUCAGCCCAACACGACACACCCACGAGACGUUGCGCUUACUACGAGACAUCCACCGCCUCGAAGGGCCCCGCGCACUAUUCAAAGGCGCCAUCCCUCUAAUCGCCGGUCUUGGUCCCAGCAGCGCACUGAAAUUCUGGACCUACAACAGCGCGAAGCGCGGAUUAGAGAGGCGUGGCGUCCAAGGCGGGUGGUUGCAUGCCAUCUCGGCGGCGGUGGCGGGGGGAGUGGUGUGUACUGUCAUGUGUCCCGUCUGGGUCGUUAAGACGAGGGUGCAACUUGAUCCUGGAAGGGGGGGGAGAUAUAAGGGGGCGAUUGAUUGUGUGGGGAAGAUUUGGGGGGGAGAGGGGUGGAGGGGGUUGUGGGGGGGGUUGGGGGCGAGUUAUUUGGGGGUUGGGGAGGGGGUGGUUAUGUGGGUUGUUUAUGAACGGGUUAAGAGGGCUAUGACAGAGAGAGAGGAGAGGAGAGGGGGAGCAGGGGAGGGUGGGGGGAGGGAAAAGGGGGUGUGGGAGAGAGUCCGUGAUGGUGCUAUGUGGGCUGUUGCGGCGGGGGGAUCGAAGGGGAUUGCAGUUGGAGUUGCGUAUCCGCAUGAGGUUCUACGGACAAGGCUGCGACAGGCGCCGGUGGAGGGGGUGCUGAAGUAUACGGGUGUUGUGCAGUGUGCGCGGUUGGUGGUGAGGGAGGAGGGGAUGGGCGCGCUGUAUGGGGGGUUGACGCCGCAUUUGAUGCGUGCGGUGCCGGCGUCGGCAAUUAUGUUUGGGGUGUUUGAGGUUGUUAUGAGGGUGUUGGGUGGGGAGGGGGAGUAG
This is a messenger RNA of Pseudogymnoascus destructans, 1427 nucleotides long. RefSeq lists its product as uncharacterized. Gene Ontology annotation, cellular component: mitochondrion. Bases 369 to 1427 code for a protein of 352 amino acids. The transcript has 2 exons. Gene Ontology annotation, biological process: pyrimidine nucleotide import into mitochondrion. Gene Ontology annotation, molecular function: pyrimidine nucleotide transmembrane transporter activity. The record is from RefSeq and is a predicted model, not a curated record. NCBI's taxonomy places the organism in Eukaryota, Fungi, Ascomycota, Leotiomycetes, Thelebolales, Thelebolaceae.